Hibiscus syriacus is the source of this 830-nucleotide messenger RNA. RefSeq names its product FCS-Like Zinc finger 17-like. NCBI's taxonomy places the organism in Eukaryota, Viridiplantae, Streptophyta, Magnoliopsida, Malvales, Malvaceae. The record is from RefSeq and is a predicted model, not a curated record. The transcript is spliced from 2 exons. Bases 62 to 382 code for a protein of 106 amino acids.
UAUUUUCUUCUCAUCUUCCAUGUCUCUCAAGCUCUCCACUCAUAUCGUUCAAUAGAUAUCAAUGACGCCAAAACUUAGGAGCCCUUUCAAGCAACUAAAGAGAGACAGUGAAGGUGAAGAGGGCAAGAAGAACAACCCGGUUUAUGCAAACUUUUGUAAGAGUUCAUCAGUUGUUGUUGGGCUGAGAAUCCUAACGCAAAUCCCACAAGGCAAAAAAUCUGUGGUAGUCGUUAAACCUGCAUUGAAAAUUUCCCUUCCCACAGCCUCUAGUAAGCAUCGCCUGGCUAAUCAAGAUUCUUGCUUUCUCAAAUCAUGUUAUCUAUGCAGCAAGAACUUGAGCCUAGAUAAAGAAGUUUUCAUGUACAGGAUAUUGAAAAAAUGAUUUUGUUUCAUUUGGAGUGGUUCAGAUUUUAGUUUUUCAAAUAGGGUGAAUGCUAUAGUGGACGUCGGAAGUUGGUCGGAACACCUGACGUCUUUCAAAAGACGACCGGAGCAGCUGACGACUUCAAGUAUUUCAUCACUGGAGCACCAUGACUGGCCUCUCUCUACUGCACCUAUGCCCGGCCGGAGUGCCAUGGUUGGCCCCCCGAAGACGUUGGAGAUGAGGAUGCCAUAUGUUGUUGGAAAUGAAGAGUUGAAAACGUCGGAUGCUUUGGCUGUCUUUCGGAAAACGACAUGUACUCCGACCAAUUUUUAACGUUCACCCUAGUAUUCACCCUUCAUAAAAAAUAAUUUUUUCACUCCAUUUCAUCCAUUUCUUUCAAAGCUUCAUCAAAGAUUUUUUCCAUCUACUAUGUAACUUAAAAUGCAUCUUGAUUGUAAUUUAAAUA